GAAUUGUUAUUCUUCACUCUUCAGCCCGAUGGUUUGACGGUGUGUAACUAAUACUAAAUCUUAAUUCAUAUAGUGAAUAAUAUUGUCAUACAGAUUAGUGAUUACUGAUUAGUGAAUAGUGAAUAAUAUUAGUUAUUAAGUAAAGUAGUGAAGCGUCGUGCCGCCGUCCAUGUGUAGUGUGUUUAGUGAUUUUUGAUUUGUGUUCUGUUUUAGAUCUACGAAAAAUAUUUAUAUCCCGUCGGUCUUGGGGAAGUAGUCACUAUGGUAAUGACAUAUUUUAACUCUUAGUAUUAAUAAUAUUUUGCCUUGAUUUAAGUACAAACAUGUCCAUUUCUGUGGAUACAUCUUUCUUGGUACCUCCACCUCCAAUAAACUUUUCAAUUCCGCCGCCUUCAACCAAUACAUCCAUUCCGACGAACUACAGGUUUCAAGGUCCCAUACCGUUACAUAUUCGUGGUCCGAGUUUGGGUGGACCACCAAGGCAUCAACUGAACAAAAGUGCGCCACCAGCAGAUGUGGAUUUCGAUGGCAAACGCUUGAGGAAAUCGGGUCUCCGUAAGACUGUGGAUUACAAUGCAUCACUAAUUCGAAUGCUACAAAAUCGUGUUUGGCAACGAGAUUUCAGAGAUAGGCCAUUUUUACAACCAGAUAUAUUAUAUACACCUCAACUAUUACCUCCACAAUGUUAUAUCGAUAACUCCGUAAACUCAGUUACUACUGCUUUUGUCAAAACUGUUACUAAUAAAGUACGGUGUCCUGUAUUUUGUUUAGCAUGGACACCCGAGGGUAGACGUUUAAUAACUGGUGCGUCCAGCGGAGAAUUUACUCUAUGGAACGGAUUGACGUUUAAUUUUGAAACUAUUUUGCAAGCACACGAUUCACCGGUUCGUUCAAUGGUAUGGUCUCAUAAUGGUAAUUGGAUGACUACUGGUGACCAUACUGGUUUUAUUAAAUAUUGGCAAUCAAACAUGAACAAUGUCAAAAUGUUUCAAGCACAUAAUGAAGCUGUCAGAGGUAUUAGUUUUAGCCAAUCAGAUGACAAAUUUGCAACUUGUUCAGAUGAUGGAACUAUACGUAUUUGGGACUUUUUUACUAACAGAGAAGAAAAAAUACUUAGAGGACAUGGAGCAGAUGUAAAAUGCAUUGAUUGGCAUCCACAUAAAGGUCUUUUAAUUUCUGGUAGUAAAGAUAAUCAACAGCCAAUUAAGCUGUGGGACCCAAAAACUGGACAAUCAUUAGCCACCUUACAUGCUCAUAAAAGUACAGUUAUGGAUGUAAAAUGGAAUGCCAAUGGUAAUUGGGUUGUGUCUGCUUCCAGAGAUCAUUUGUUAAAAUUAUUCGAUAUUAGAAAUCUUUCCCAUGAAGUUCAAACAUUCAGAGGUCAUAAAAAAGAAGCUAGUACUAUUGCCUGGCAUCCAUAUCAUGAAAACUUAUUUUGUAGUGGUGGUUCUGAUGGUGCUAUAUUAUUUUGGAAUGUGGGUGUUGAUAAAUUUGUUGGUUCUGUUGAUCAAGCUCAUGAUAGUAUUGUUUGGUCAUUAGCUUGGCAUCCAUUAGGUGAGGUUUUGUGUUCUGGUUCAAAUGAUUACACAUGUAAAUUUUGGACCCGAAACAGACCUGGAGAUAAAAUGACUGGAAAAUAUCAUUCAGUAAAUACAGUUUCUAACAUGUUAAAAACAGAUAAUAUGUGUGCUGAUGCUCAAUCAACUAUUCCUGGAAUGGGUCUUGAAGACAUUGAUGAAGAAGAUUCUAAUAAACCGUUGGUUGAUAAUAAUACCAUACCACUUUUAGAUAUUGCUUCUAGUGAAGAAACAACUAGAGUUCGACAAAUUAAAAAAAUUCCUUACUCUAAACCUAUUCCUAAAAAUUUCCAAAAGUUAUGGACAGAAUAUAAGACUAAUGAUGAAAUAAUUGAAGAAGAAGCUGAAGAAAAUCUUGGCCCUGAUAGUGAUGUAGUUAAUAAUGUAGUUGAGAGUCUAAUGGAUUUGAUACCAGGCUCCAGACCAGCAAGUGAAUUAAAGCCAGAAUCUCUUCUUGUUUAUGGACAAAUGAUAAAAGUAGAUCAAAAUUCACCAUUAGCAAAUGCAAUUAGGGAAGGUCGAGAAUCAUUAAUGCGUCUUCUUCAUUCUGGCGCAAUUCCAGAAGUACGGCAGCAUCUAUCUUUUGAAAGCAACAAAGAUCCAAUUUAUUCAUAUGCUGCUAAACACCUUCAAAAAGAUCAAGACUUGCGUAGAAAUCAAUUUGUUAACAAUCCGAAUGUAAACUUUCCUAUGAAUCAAGAUGUUGAUCUCCGAGUCAAUAAUAAUUUUAAUCCAAAUUAUGGCCCUAAUAAUUUUCAAACAGCUCCUAAUGAUAAUUUUAAUAGACCAGUUAUAAAUCAGGCAUCUAAUGCUAUGGGAUACAAUCAACAACCGAGAUCUUAUUUCAAUAAAUCACAUCCUUACAAUAAUAAUACACCAAAUAAUAGGCCAUCUCGACAGUAUGGAAACAAUCAAAACGGGAUGCGAAAUGGUCCGCCACCUAAUUUAAUGGACUCCACCUUUUCAAGGCCAUCCACUUACAGAUCAAAUUCACAAAGACCACCUCAAAAUUAUAACAAUAUGUGAAUUUUUCUGAGUGGGUACCGAGUUGAAAUAUAAAACUAUUACAUGAUGGAGCCUCCUUGGAAUUAAUACCCCCUCAAAAAAAAAAAAAAAAAAUAGUAAUAAAUAAAUAAAUUAUGUAUUUGCAAAUAUCUCCGUGGAGUAAGAGACUGCUAAUUAUUAUUAAUUAAUUACAUAAAAUUGUUAUUUUUUAUUAAUAAACUAUAAAAAAGUAUUUAUAUAUAUAAACAUAUA
Messenger RNA from Aphis gossypii (cotton aphid), 2834 nucleotides. It is a transcript of the gene Wdr33, whose product is annotated as pre-mRNA 3' end processing protein WDR33. Lineage: Eukaryota; Metazoa; Arthropoda; Insecta; Hemiptera; Aphididae. The transcript is spliced from 2 exons. Bases 324 to 2603 code for a protein of 759 amino acids. The record is from RefSeq and is a predicted model, not a curated record. Gene Ontology annotation, cellular component: mRNA cleavage and polyadenylation specificity factor complex. Gene Ontology annotation, molecular function: protein binding.